AUGUCCAUGUUCAGACCGGCCGCAGAGAUGGGCUCGUCUGAUUCCGACUCAAGCUCUGAAGCAAGUGACCAUGAAGUUAUCACCAAGCAAGAAACUACCAGUGAAUCCCAUCCCGUGCAAAAUGGGAAACUGCCCGGUCCAGAAGAUGGCGGGACGGAUGACAGUAGCACCCAAGAUCUGCUUGCUGCCGAUACCGACAGCCACUCCAAUCUUAUGACUUCUGCCUUGCUGGAAUUCUACUGCCUUACCCGGGCCGCGGAUCUCUUGAACAAACAGCACGGAUCUCGGAAUCGGUAUACGCGAGACUCCCCGGAAGUGCAGUUCCUCGGGAAGAAGUUGUACUCGCACAAAUCUAAGUUUCUUUCGGCCCAUGGCGUCCUGGCGGAUGGCAUUGAAGAGGAUAAGUGGGGAUCAACGCGGCAGUACUAUCGCGACAAUCUUGAUGCUCUUGGAUUAACUGCGCUUGAGGGACUCGAUAUAGGCGAUACGAACGGGAAACCGGCGAUUGGAGGAACCGGUGACCUUGUUCUGGCCUCAAGAGGUGCAGGGCAACCUACCCAGAAAACCGCACCAAAUUUGCGAUUGGAGGGACACGAGGUCGGUCCGCUGGACUUCCGAGGUCGUCAUGGCGCGGAAAAAGGGAUUCCAGCAUUGGAGGACUUUCGACUUGACCCAAGGAGGAUACCGCGCCCCCUACUGCCACUCACUGGCAGCUCACCGACAAGCUUUCCGCUGUUUGACGUAAAGACUACACCUUCCAACACCGCGAUGUCUAGGUACGCCAUGGAAUUUGCGGAAAUUCAGGUCGUUGGCAGGGGCUCUUUUGGAGAAGUGUAUCAUGUCAAGAACCACAUUGAUGGCCAAGAUUAUGCCGUUAAGAAAAUACCACUCAGCCAAAGACGCCUGGAGCAGCUGCAGUGUGGAAACGAGAACCAGCUGGAGAAUAUCAUGAAAGAAAUCCGAACGCUGGCUCGGCUAGAGCAUGCGAAUGUCGUGAGAUAUUAUGGAGCCUGGCUGGAGCAAACAAACUUUCCGCGCAUCCCGUUCGCCAGUCAGGAUGCCCCAGGGGAGCUUGACUACGAAGAGAGCCAAGACAGCGAAGCCUAUCAGCCGUCUGGCGUGGACAGUUUUGGCAUUGUUUUUGAGCAUUCUCAAGAGCAGCCAUCGUCUGCUGGGAACGGCUCGAUUGAUCGCAGAAGUGCAACAGAUUCAACAGUGCAUUCGUUGGAGAGGAUUCUGACACGCAGCUCAGAGGACGAUGUCGAGUCUAUUCCACGCGAGUUCAACGAGCAGACUUAUAGCCAGCUGUCCACAUUUGGCGCCAGUGACGGUGACAUUUUCACAGAUGGCCUCAGCAACGAUAGAUCACAGCUCCAACUACAGCGGAGACAUCGAAACGGUGAAGCGGUUCCUGCUGUGGUUCUGCAUAUUCAAAUGUCAUUACACCCCAUUCCACUCAGCUCAUACUUGAGCCAACAACAAACAAACGAUACCCACACCUUACUACGCCGACACUGUUACCACCUUAUCCCGUCUCUAAAACUCAUCCUAAGCAUCAUCUCCGGUGUCGACUAUCUCCACUCCAAAGGCAUCAUCCAUCGGGACCUCAAACCAGCAAAUAUUUUCUUAUCCUGCGCCGAAGAAAGAAACUUCAAAGAGUGCGAAGUGUGUAAAGCGCGGCUAGGCGCAUGUUCCAAAUUCUGCCACCCCCGUAUCGGUGACUUUGGACUCGUCGCAGAUAUAUCGCACAUGAACGACUCCUCCCCAGGCACCCCUGUCGGAUCCACCCUUCCCAAGCUGAACCGCGUCGUCGGGACAGAAUUCUAUUGCCCACCGUUCUUCCGAACCAACGGGCUUCCUGAACCCGAAACCACUGGCCCGUCUAGCGAAGAGUAUUUCGACUACUUAAUCGACGAGUCCCUCGACGUCUACGCCCUCGGGGUUAUACUAUUCGAACUUGUCUACCGCAUCGGCACAAAGAUGGAGCGCCAGAUGGUUUUAACUGGACUGACGAGGGGCUCGCAACGACCCACCCCUACCGGUUUGGUUCGAGAACGACCGGUGUUUCCAGAGGACUUUGAGCAGAAGGUUGACCGUGGUUCAGCCAUUUUACCGACUGGAGAGAGUGUUGCUGAGUCGCUCAAGACAUGCAUCAGGGGCAUGCUGGAGCUGCAACCUCACAGGCGGUGGCGGUGCUCGGAUGUGCAGAGACACUUGCAGGGAUUGCUUAAUAUUGCAGAGCAGUCUUCAAUCUAG
Aspergillus puulaauensis is the source of this 2256-nucleotide messenger RNA. Its product is annotated as putative protein kinase. Gene Ontology annotation, molecular function: ATP binding; protein kinase activity. Gene Ontology annotation, biological process: protein phosphorylation. The transcript has a single exon. Bases 1 to 2256 code for a protein of 751 amino acids. NCBI's taxonomy places the organism in Eukaryota, Fungi, Ascomycota, Eurotiomycetes, Eurotiales, Aspergillaceae. The record is from RefSeq and is a predicted model, not a curated record.